AGACGGGUUGACAACUCACUAUUAUCUGCCGGUAAAAUACACUAAAGUAACUGAAGACCAAGGGUGGUUAGAAUCCCGCGUCGAUGGGGGUUUUAGCGGUAAAUGUUCUGAUAUUGACUAUACUGACAUCCAAGCACAGUAUGAAGUAUGUCCCAAGGAGCAUAAGAGUUGCCACCAGGGUCGUUUUCUUUAACAUGGAAGAUUGUCGAGGUGGAAUUGGACCCAUGUGUGAUCAGGAGGCUCUCGCUAUUAAUGCCUAUGAGGGGAUAGUCUUUGUGCAUUUUGGAUUGGUGGCGUUGCGAGUUUCUCCGCAUACUCGGAUGUGGACUGUAUUAAUGAUUUUUUAUACGUAUAACGCGUCGCGUAUUUCGUACACGGCGUGCUAGGGCUAAGUCGUCCUUGGUAUAACAGAGGUAGGAAUUGACUCACUUGAACAUGGAAGAAAAAAAAGGAAAACACCGAGAGACGCCGAACUACU
Molecule: messenger RNA, 478 nt
Organism: Annulohypoxylon truncatum
Lineage: Eukaryota; Fungi; Ascomycota; Sordariomycetes; Xylariales; Hypoxylaceae
Exons: 1
Coding region: 84-386 (100 amino acids)
Source: RefSeq, a predicted model, not a curated record